This is a messenger RNA of Saimiri boliviensis boliviensis (Bolivian squirrel monkey), 3582 nucleotides long. RefSeq names its product CASP8 and FADD like apoptosis regulator (gene CFLAR). The record is from RefSeq and is a predicted model, not a curated record. Gene Ontology annotation, biological process: proteolysis; regulation of apoptotic process. Gene Ontology annotation, molecular function: cysteine-type endopeptidase activity; protein binding. NCBI's taxonomy places the organism in Eukaryota, Metazoa, Chordata, Mammalia, Primates, Cebidae.
GACUGCGGGCUCGGCGCUGGGCGGAACGCCCCCGCUUCCGCUUCCGCUUCCUCCCCGCUCGGAGCCGCGUUACCCCUGCUACCCCCGACUGCGCCACGGAUUCCCAGAAACGGGCGAUCCGGGCCAUUGAGGUCCUAGCUGCUCGCCGACAGACCAGAUCCACCGGAAAUACCCCUUGGCCAACUGUGGCCGCCCCCUGCAGCCGCAGCCCCAGAGGCCACUCGCGAGCUUCGGGGGCGGGUCCUCAGCGUCCUGUAACUUUGCUUUAGAUGAUCUUGAGAGUUCAGUUCUUGGGGUGAACUGUUGAGAAGACUGGCCGUUUUCCUUUCAAAAGUUGUUGGGAAUGUGGACUUUCCGAACGGUUGUGUGUGCGCUCGGCCUCACCCAGUGGGAGCCGCCGCCCGGGCGGAAACUUCACAGAAGGGUGGUCAGGACGGUUAUUUUCCAGAGCAGUUUAAUGUCUAUUUUGCCCAAGGGCAAGGAAAGCUUACCUUGGAAAAGCUGAGAACGCUUCACUGAUGAAGUUUUUAGAGCCAUAAAAUGAACCUGUUUCUGCCACUCUUCCAUCCCUUCAAAAGGACUGGGAAAUGUAAAAUGGCUUCAGGAUGUUCUUGCUUGAGGGUGUCCGGAUUUGAACAGAAGGCCACUUUCUUUUAAUAUUAGCAGUGCCACACAAUAGAAGAACAAAGGCGACUGAAAUUCAGAAUCAGUUUUUUGAUUCCACGGAGCAGGAAGUAAAUUCAAGGACGCCAGAGGUUUUGCGAAUAUUUUAAUUGGUUGACAUUUGAAAUUUGUUCUUAAGCAGGUGAACCCAAUAGGGGGAUAGCGUAUGUAAAGCUUUUAGGACAACGGCAAACGGCGAUAAUCUAGAACAGAGAGGGGCCUCUGAAAGGUUUGACCUGCUUUAGAGAGAGAUUUCAGAUAAGAGGAACGGAGUUUUGGCCCUUUUCGGUUGGUGGGUCUCCUAAACAACCUUACAAAAGUUUCGUUGAACAAAAAACACUUGGCUCAACUCCAAGAUCUAAACAAAAAACACUGGGUUGAAAAGGGAAUUUUGAAUGUUUACUGUUUGCUUUACAUAAAUUUUCUUGUUUUGUUAAUCCUUGUUUUACUUACAGCUUUUGGGUCACAUGUCCUGGUUAAAAUGGUUUUCUUCAGCGACUUUGUUUUAACGUUUCUGUUUGUAACUGACAUUUGACCUUCUUUUAAUGCGGUGUUACUUGCUUUCUUAUACCGGUUUCCCAGGUGAAACCAUUUGCAGGGUCGUGGGUUUCCCCCUCUCCCCGAAAGUCUUGCGCGACCCGCGGUGGGCAGGAUAGCAUGCAGUUUUUUGAGUCUUGGUUAGGGGCUUCCAGGAAGCUGAAGCGGAAAUUGCCUAGCCCCCUGGGGCGUCGGAGGUCCUACCGCAGCUCCCCGUAGGUGGUGGGGGCGCUGCGGCGGUGCCCACUCAGUCCUGGUGGAGCCGCACUUAACUUUCCUGAGCUAUGCAUAAGCCCUUUGACCACCCAGAGACACCCAUACCCGCGUCGUCCUGUACAAGUUUCACCUCCUGGAGGGCGGAGAAUUCUGCAGACAGGAUUCGAGAAUUCAGGGCUUGUGUGAUAACGUGUCACCGGUGGGCGGCGUGGAUUAGGCGCGAAGGCGCUCACAGGCAGAAGUUUUGGGACUCCCCCCGGCGAGGCCACCUGUUGAUGCAUUUGAUUUCUGUCCCUGUUCCUUGUCCCAUCUGGAGCAUUUCCAAUUCCAGUUUUGUGGAGCGGCAGGUCUGAGUUUGUCCGGCGAGGGUGGGAGUUGGUCCCGGCGGAGAUCUGUCCCAGCGGAGAUCAGUAGGAAGAGCCGGCUGCUUGCCCGGGCAACUCCUCCACUGGAAAGGAUUCUGAAAGAAAUGAAGUCAUCCCUCAGAAAUGAAGUUGACUACCUCCUGGCUUUCUGUUGACUGGCCUGGAGCUGUACUCCCGUAGACCCUUCUGAGCUCUCCUAGCCCAAGAGUAGGAUGUCUGCUGAGGUCAUCCAUCAGGUUGAAGAAGCACUUGACACAGAUGAGAAGGAGAUGCUGCUCUUUUUGUGCCGGGAUGUUGGUAUAGAUGUGGUUCCACCUAAUGUCAGGGACCUUCUGGAUAUUUUACGUGAAAGAGGAAAGCUGUCUCACACGAGCUUGGCUGAACUGCUCUACAGAGUGAGGCGAUUUGACCUGCUCAAGCGGAUUUUGAAAAUGGACAGAAAAGCCGUGGAGGACCACCUGCGCAAGCACCCUCACCUUGUUUCAGACUACAGAGUGCUGAUGGCAGAGAUCGGUGAGGAUUUGGAUAAAUCUGAUGUGUCCUCAUUAAUAUUCCUCAUGAGGGAUUACAUGGGCCGAGGCAAGAUAAACAAGGAGAAGAGUUUCUUGGACCUUGUGGUUGAAUUGGAGAAACUAAAUCUGGUUGCCCCAGAUCAACUGGAUUUAUUAGAAAAAUGCCUAAAGAACAUCCACAGAUUAGACCUGAAGACAAAAAUCCAGAAGUACAAGCAGUCUGCUCAAGGAGCAGGGACAAGUUACAAGAAUGUUCUCCAAGCAGCAAUCAAAAACAGUUUCAAGGAUCCUUCAAAUAACUUCAGGCUCCAUAAUGGGAGAAGUAAAGAACAAAGACUUAAGGAACAACUUGGCACUCAACAAGAACCAGUGAAGACAUCCAUUCAGGAAUCAGAAGCUUUUUUGCCUCAGAGCAUACCUGAAGAGAGAUACAAGAUGAAGAGCAAGCCCCUAGGAAUCUGCCUGAUAAUCGAUUGCAUUGGCAAUGAGACAGAGCUUCUUCGAGAUACCUUCACUUCCCUGGGAUAUGAAGUUCAGAAAUCCUUGCAUCUCACUAUGGAUGGUAUAUUACAAGUUCUUCAAAGAGUUGCCCGUAUGCCCCAACACCAAGAUUACGACAGCUUUGUGUGUGUCCUGGUGAGCCGAGGAGGCUCCCAGAGUGUGCAUGGUGUGGAUCAGACUCACUCAGGGCUCUCCCUGCAUCACAUCAGGAGGAUGUUUAUGGGAGAUUUAUGCCCUUAUCUGGUAGGGAAGCCAAAGGUGUUUUUUAUUCAGAACUAUAUGGUGUCAGAGGGCCAGCUGGAGGACAGCAGCCUCCUGGAGGUGGAUGGACCAGCAAUGAAGAACGUGGAAUCCAAUCCUCAGCAGCGAGGGCUGCGCACAGUUCACCGAGAAGCUGACUUCUUCUGGAGCCUUUGCACUGCAGAUGUGUCCCUGCUGGAACGGUCCUGCAGCUCACCGUCCCUGUACCUGCAGUGCCUCUCCCAGAAACUGAGACAAGAAAGAAAACGCCCACUCCUGGAUCUCCACACUGAACUCAAUAGCCACAUAUAUGAUUGGAACAGCAGAGUUUCUGCUAAGGAGAAAUACAAUGUCUGGCUGCAGCACACUCUGAGGAAGAAGCUUAUCCUCUCUUACACAUAAGAAACCAAAAGGCCAUGCACAGUGGCUCAUGCUUGCAAUCCCAGCACUUUGGGAGGCCAAGGAGCACAGAUCACUUCAGGUCAGGAGUUCAAGAUCAGCCUGGCCAACAUGGCAAAACGCUGUCUCUAAUAAAAAAACAAAAAUUA